CAGAGAAAGCAAUAUAUACCAUCCAAAUACUUCAACUGCUAGUGUCUUUGCCAAACUUCCUUGUGUCUAAGUCUGUCCGGCUCUCCCUCUUCUUCUCUUCUAUUGGGUGGUAAACACAAACCGCAAAGAUGUCUGAAAAAAAGAUGUCAUCGAGUCGCAGGCAUAAUCUGAAGAGCUUAAUGCUCUCCAUCGCCAAGGGUUUGCUUGAAGCUGAGGUAAAGCAGAAGGAAGAGGAGAGAAAAAAUUACAUGGAAGAAAACUGCCCACCACUGUCUCUUCCUGGAUCAUUGCAAGAGCUGCAGGAAUUUUGCAAACAGCUUCACCAGAAAGUCGACAAAGUUGACGAGGAGAGAUAUGACCUGGAAAGCAAAGUGGACAAGAGUUCUAAGGAGAUUGAAGACCUGAGGAUUAAAAUUCAGGACCUGAAGGGCAAGUUCAAGAAGCCGGCCCUGAGGAAGGUGCGCAUGUCUGCCGAUGCCAUGCUGAAGGCUCUGCUGGGCUCCAAGCACACGGUCAACUUGGACCUGAGGGCCAACCUGAAGCAAGUGAAGAAGGAGGUCAAGGAGGAGGAUAAGGACCUGCGUGACGUGGGUGAUUGGCGCAAGAACAUCGAGGACAAGGCUGGCAUGGACGGAAGGAAGAAGAUGUUUGAGUCCGCUGAGGCUUAGAUGUAUUUCUCUUACCUGGUUUCUGCCCCAUCUGGCCCCAGUCAGUGCUGAAAUGAGCUGUGAAUCUCACGCUAAAGUCACCCAUUGCUGUAGUCUGCUAACCGCUAGUAGUGGUGUAGGGUAGUGGGCAAACAAGGCCAGGGUCCGUCACCAUUGCUGACUGACCACUUUACCACCCCUCAACCCCUCACUGCGACUUAACACAAAUAUUGCACACAAACUUGUAUAAAUAAAUGACUUUAAGGAAACUUUU
Molecule: messenger RNA, 921 nt
Organism: Brienomyrus brachyistius
Lineage: Eukaryota; Metazoa; Chordata; Actinopteri; Osteoglossiformes; Mormyridae
Product: troponin I, fast skeletal muscle-like
Exons: 7
Coding region: 129-668 (179 amino acids)
Biological process (GO): muscle contraction
Cellular component (GO): troponin complex
Source: RefSeq, a predicted model, not a curated record